This is a messenger RNA of Xylaria bambusicola, 1237 nucleotides long. RefSeq lists its product as uncharacterized. The transcript has a single exon. Bases 276 to 1193 code for a protein of 305 amino acids. Lineage: Eukaryota; Fungi; Ascomycota; Sordariomycetes; Xylariales; Xylariaceae. The record is from RefSeq and is a predicted model, not a curated record.
CCUUCACCUACUUUUCCUAUAGCUAUCGGAUUAAGAACUCAAUGAGAACGACGGUGUUACCCGUGUCAUUGGACCAACAUCUUGACCAUGGCCAGAUCGCCAUGUGAAGUUAUGCCAUAUAAAGUAAGGGGCGGCCAACAAGCCGAGUCUAGUCGCUUCGCUGCUUUGUUCGCGUAGGUUUUGUUAGAGGGAUGUCCUUCUCCUAAAACCAUCCGGUAGGAGGUCUGUUCAACUCAGAAGACAACACACCUCGUCCACUCGUUUCCUUUGCUAGAAUGCGCUCCCACUCGGUUGCUUCGUGGCUCUGCGGCUUCUUGUUGUUGGCCUUGGGCCAAGCCCAAUCAAUCCCAUCAACCCCAGAAAGUAGUCAAACAAUUUCGUCAACAGAGUCAACAGCCUCUCAGAGCUCUCCAGCGACCUCAUCUACAGGUGACCCCGGAACCUCGUCACCAGGGACAACAACAACAACACGCGCAAGCCCGGGCGAUAGCACCACGACAAGCUCAGGAUCCAGCUCUUCGAGCACGACCCCUCCAGAUGUCUAUCUCAAUGUGCCGGAGCUCCACGUGGGAAAGAUCGAGCUCGAUGUUGACGAUCUCAACGCGGAGUUAACGCUCGCCGCCCAGAUCGCAUCACUCGUCGAGAUCAACGCCGGCGUACAAGUCGGCAUCUCGAAGGUGAACAUCACAAUCGCCGAAGUCGAUGCCGAACUGGAACUCAUCGUGCGCCUGGGGAAUCUCGUGGAAAUCGUCAACCGCACCCUGACGACCCUCAAUCUCAACCCGCUCCUCAUCAACGUGAUCAGCGAGGUAACGGACCUCGUAGACGCGGUAGUAGGCGCCGUCGACGGACUCCUAGGGUCCAUCGUGAACGGCGAUUCGACCAUCAACUUCAUCAUCGACAACCUGGGGAACAUCGUGCAGGAGGUGGCGGGCGGCGCGGGCCAAGCGCUAAGCAGUAUCGUGGGCAACUACGAGCAGAACAUGACGUACACGGGCGCACAAGAGAUUCUGGAUGGCGGAUUCAUCCAAAAGACUUACUCGUAUUCUCCAUUGAAUGCACUUGUUAAUAUUGUGUUUAAUAGCCUGGGCCAGGUCGUGCAGGCGGUGGUGGUGAAGAGGGAUGGGUCUGGCGGCGGCACCUCGACUACGUCUGCGACGGCCGCAAGGCGCACGGUUGCGGCGCGGAAAUAAGAGAAAUAUUGUAAUUUCAUAUGAUAAAUAAUCUAAGUAUGAAA